Manacus vitellinus (golden-collared manakin) is the source of this 1614-nucleotide messenger RNA. RefSeq lists its product as uncharacterized. The transcript has 3 exons. Bases 436 to 1599 code for a protein of 387 amino acids. Gene Ontology annotation, biological process: regulation of DNA-templated transcription. NCBI's taxonomy places the organism in Eukaryota, Metazoa, Chordata, Aves, Passeriformes, Pipridae. The record is from RefSeq and is a predicted model, not a curated record. Gene Ontology annotation, molecular function: nuclear retinoic acid receptor binding.
CAGCGUCCGUUGGAAGAUUCUAGUGGCUGGAAGGUUCUGGAAGGCUCUCAGCAGUUCUGGCAGUUGCCACAGCAGUUGCUGCAGCACUUGAAGGCUGCUCCUCUAGCCUGGCACCUGUGCUCUGGCUGUAAUGAAGCCAUGAUGAAGCUACUGGAUCUGAUUCUGCUACAGCUGAGAGUAGUGUUAAGUUAGGAUUGAUUGCUGAAGUCAAAUCAUUCUGCAAGCGAAGUACAAAACUGCCUGUAAAGUUCUUUGGAUGUCAGGCUGCCUAAGUGAAGCCCUUCAGGAAAGAGGUAAAAAUAAAUGAGACCUACUGGAACUCUUUUUGCAUUCCCUUUCCUCUGGAAGCCUUGUCAUUGUAUAUAACUGCCCAGUCACAGAAGCUCAUCUCUCUAAACAGAAUACAUUAAGUCAAACUAUAGCGCUUUUUUGGAGAUGGAUACCAGUCCUACAUAUGCUCUUGUGCUAGAGAAUCAGCAAUUGAAGAGUGAAGAUUUUGACAUGCUAGAAAAUACUGGCAUGACCUCUGCUGGCAGAGGAAAGUUAUCAACAGAUUUUAAUCCUCAGAGUGUUGAAACCUCAGCUGAAAAGCACUCUCUGCAAAGAGGCUUCUCACUAACUCAUGCUGACCAAGAAGGCAAAACAUCCAUUUCUGGAAUCUCUGAUCCUCUUAAAGUUACUGAAGAACCUCAGGUGUGGAAUUUAAAACCUGAUCUAGAGAUACCAUAUCAAGCCAAAAUUGCAUCAAUACCACUAUCUUCUUUGCCAUCUAAACUACAGGAACUACUAUCAGCUGCCGCAAAAAAUGUCUCUGAAGUAUGGCAAGCUACAGGAACAGAAUCUGUAAUUUAUGUAUGGCCAUUAAUAAAGUUAGAAGAGGCUUCCAGCUCCUUUUGGAACAAUUUUUCAAAGUCUUUAAUACCAAGCAGCGAAAACUUUCCAAGACACUGUUCUAGUCCUGAUAUAACUGAAGAUGUGAAAUGUUCCCAGAUAACCCCAGAGAAAGAAGAGCCAGCCAGAAAGACAGCAAGAUCCUAUCCUCUUAUUGUAAAAUCAUCUAACACUGGUGUUUCAGAAAUUUUGAAGUCACUCAUCACUAUGAAGAAUAAGGAUUAUAAGGAUAUGUUACCACUUUCAUCUGUCAGUUCCAUCGAAGAGCAAGUGGAAAUUCCUCUCUUUAACGGAAAUGCUCUAAUGAUCUAUAAUAGGCAAGUCUAUCUUCUAUAUGUAAUGACGCAUGAAGAUCUGACAGCAGAAAGGGAAAUGGUUUGGUAUCAUCCUAUGUUGCUUGUGAAGACCAUGGUUUGGCUCAUUACAUGUGGUUCUAUCCAUAAUCUACCUUUCGAAGUUCCACACCCACUGCUGCCAAGAGAGAAUGCUGUGAAACAGAACAUAAAAUGUCUUACAACCUGUGCUACCCCCACACACCAAGACAAAACGUCAAAUGAAACACAUUCCUCUUCACAUGAGAUGACUACCAUCUCUCAGCCCAAGAACUGCUCCCCCUCUACUGCGAAAAUGCAGCAGGUAGUAACCUAUGAUGAUCAAGUGAUUGUCUGUGUAUGUACAGUAAAUUACUUUCCUCUUAGAUAUAGCUGAAUGCAAAGUGCAUUU